CUAGUAGCGGAAUUUAAAUGAAGCAAACCGAUCGGUAGGUCGGAAACCUCCUCCUUUUAACAGUUCUACGCGAUUACAUAUUUAAGUGCACUCUGGCGGAACAAAGCAGUUACCCCAGGUGCCCUGACUUCAGACAGGAAUUUAUUUACCUUUGGUAAUUAUCAACAUGGCAGAGAAACCUCCGGUGCAGACGCAACCUGGACAAGGUGGGCAGUGGAUGAGCAUGCCCCAGUCCAUUUCUGGUGUUCCCCCAGGGUUAGAGUAUAUGGCGAACUUGGACCAGAUGAUUGUUAAACAGAGAGUGGAAUUGCUAGAGGUAUUUACUGGCUGCGAAAUGAGAAAUAAAUAUGACGUUUUAAACAGCGUUGGACAACAGUGCUACUAUGCGGAGGAAGAAUCUGAGUUUUGUAACCGAAUUUGCUGUGGACCAAUGCGAGAAUAUGUAAUGCAUAUAACAGAUAACAACGGCCAGGAGGUGAUGAGGAUCGCCCACGACUUUGUUUGCUGCGUAGGAUGCUGCUGGUGUGCCACAGAUUCUUCCUGUGGGUAUGAAGUCAGAAUCGAAGCUCCAGUCGGAAACAUUAUCGGCUAUGCAAAACAACAAUCUUCGAAAUGGAAACCUCACAUUCGCGUUUUUGAUGCCAACCGGCAACCAAUGUACGUCGUCCGUGGACCGUGCUGCUGGGGAUGCCAGAAUAUCUGCUGUACAGACGACAUUGACUUUCCGAUAAUGGACCUGUCAGAAACGAACAACCUGGGCAGGAUGUUUAAGCGCUGGGCUGGAUGUGGACGUGAAAUGUUUACCGAUGCUGAUACAUUUGGGGUCACAUUCCCAAUGGAUAUGGCUGUACCGCACAAAGCCAUGUUGUUUGGAUCUCUCUUUCUUGUGGAUUUCCUCUACUACGAGCAACAAAAGAACAACAACAAUUAAAAAAGAAAUGAAAGAACUAUACAGGGUUUAUAUUAAUUUAUAUUCAGAGGAGGGGUACCACUGCUAUUACUUACAAAUGAAACAGAAGACAAACCAAGAAGAAAAUUGUAACCAUUUUUAUCGAUAUAUUAUAUUUAUUUUUAUACUUUGUGAUAUUCAUUGACAUUUUAGUAACCUCCAUACAUUUUAUAUUUUUAUUUUUGUUACAUUUGUUUUAUUUUCACUUAAAGUGAAGCAAUCUUGAAGAAAAAUGAAAAGGAUUUAUUUAGCAGACAAUUUUUUAUUUUACAUUCCCUUAAUUUACUGUAUUUAGAAACAUUGCAUCCAUAUUUUUUACUUAUGCUGGCUCAACAUUGAAUUCAGAGGCUUGAACACAGAUUUGAAGUGAAUACAUGUAUUUUAUUAAAAUUUUUGUAUAUACAUGACUUACAUGUUGCUAGAAAAUUUCAGUCAGAAAUAUUACAUGUAUACAUAUAAGCACAUUUAGAAACUUCCUUUUAAUAAUUAUUGAAACUAAAUAUUUCGGUACGUGUUUGACUGACACACAAAAUGAAUUCCAAGAAUUUGCAUGUCAAUUCAAUUCAGUUUACUAACCUUACCCUUAUUUUAAUUAAAAGAAAAAAAAAUCAAAUUGCAAACAAAACAUCAAUACAACAGUUCCAUGUCCCUUGAAGGAGUAAGACCCUUUUUGCUAGGGGAGUUCAAUCUAAAAGUGAAAGAUCACCAGUUUAUUUUUAUGUUAAUUUAGUUUUUAACAUUGAUUUGUCUUAAAUUUGCUCAGUAUAUUAAACUUAUUUUAUGUUUAAGGAUACAUGAUAUAAGCUAAAAAAUUGGAUGUCUGGAUUGGUCAAUAUUUCAGGCACUUUUUGGGUUGUAAGUGAUGUGAUUAAUAAUUUUUCAAAAUAUUCAGAAAUUGCGUUCAAAAUUCUACCUUUCUGCUAACAUCAUUAUCAGUCAAUAGAAUUUUUUGUUACUUUAAAUUGCAACACUAUUAACCUUUGAAUUAAAAAAAUAAAUUUUAUGCGGCUAACCUUAUUCAUUUUACUGAAAAUUGUUACAUGUAUUUUCACCAUUUGCGAAAACAUUGUUAUUUUCAUCAUUUUCAAAAAAAAAAAAAUGUUUACACCUCUAUUUUAACCUCAUCUACAGAAAAUUCCAAUUUAGCGACCAAUUGUUUUUUAUUUUGCAAAUUUGUUUCUAGAAUUGUUGAAAUUGUGGUUUGUAUUACACUAUGAACAAAAUGAAAAAAAAAAUGUUGUUUUUCCUUCAUGUAUUGUUUCGUUUUAUAAUUGUGGCUGAUGCAGAGCUGUUUUUUUAAUCAGAAUUAUUUACUUAUGAAACUUUUAAUUUUGUGAAAGUGUGUACAUUUAUGAGAAUUUAAAAAUAUUCCAAAUCUUAUCGGAAAUUUUUACCAAGUCUGCUUUUGAUGAGAUGCGCCAUACUGUCUCUUUAAUAAAUGACACUAUUACUUUUCACACGAUCA
Molecule: messenger RNA, 2414 nt
Organism: Saccostrea cuccullata (small rock oyster)
Lineage: Eukaryota; Metazoa; Mollusca; Bivalvia; Ostreida; Ostreidae
Product: phospholipid scramblase 1-like
Exons: 10
Coding region: 167-931 (254 amino acids)
Biological process (GO): plasma membrane phospholipid scrambling
Cellular component (GO): plasma membrane
Molecular function (GO): phospholipid scramblase activity
Source: RefSeq, a predicted model, not a curated record